Molecule: messenger RNA, 1301 nt
Organism: Rhea pennata
Lineage: Eukaryota; Metazoa; Chordata; Aves; Rheiformes; Rheidae
Gene: UBE2I
Product: ubiquitin conjugating enzyme E2 I
Exons: 7
Coding region: 230-706 (158 amino acids)
Biological process (GO): protein sumoylation
Cellular component (GO): nucleus
Molecular function (GO): SUMO conjugating enzyme activity
Source: RefSeq, a predicted model, not a curated record
GCGUGGCGGACGGAUCGGACUCAGGGUCAUAGCGCGCCGGCGCAGCCGCACGGACGGAUCGCAUUGAGGGACAUACCACAGUGCCGCACUCCGCACCGAGGAAAGAGGGAGGGAAACUCCGGGCCAGAGACAAAGGGGGGGAGCCGAGUGGGGAACAUCCGGGUCACUCGCUGCCGCCUCAAUCCGGGACACGCGCGGGUGCUGCGGCCGCUCACGAGGGACUCCAAAUAUGUCUGGCAUAGCCCUCAGCAGACUUGCACAGGAGAGAAAAGCCUGGAGAAAAGAUCAUCCAUUUGGAUUUGUAGCAGUACCUACAAAAAAUCCAGAUGGCACAAUGAAUCUAAUGAACUGGGAGUGUGCUAUUCCAGGAAAGAAAGGGACACCGUGGGAAGGAGGCUUAUUUAAACUACGGAUGCUUUUCAAGGAUGACUACCCUUCUUCACCCCCAAAAUGUAAAUUUGAACCACCAUUAUUCCAUCCGAAUGUGUAUCCUUCAGGCACAGUGUGUCUCUCCAUCUUAGAGGAAGAUAAGGAUUGGAGGCCAGCAAUCACAAUUAAACAGAUCUUGUUAGGAAUACAAGAACUUCUAAAUGAACCAAAUAUUCAAGAUCCAGCUCAAGCAGAGGCUUACACAAUUUACUGCCAAAACAGAGUGGAAUAUGAAAAAAGGGUUCGAGCACAAGCCAAGAAGUUUGCACCAUCAUAAGCAUCUGUCAUGCAGCAUCUUAAAAAGGAAGGGAUUGGUUUGGCAAGAACUUGUUUACAAAACUUUUGCAAAAUCUAAUGUUGCUAUGUACAAUUAAUAUCCACUUAGGGGAGGGGGUUGUAUGUGUGCCAUUUUCCAUAUUCGCCACUUGUAUACAGUUCUAAAUUUGCUGAAUUGCCCCCAGUUUUUUCAUACAGGGUCUCUUCCUUCAGUCUUUUGUAUUUUUGAUUGUUAUGUAAAACUUGCUUUUAUUUUAAUAUUGAUGUCAGUAUUUCAACUGCUGUAAAAUUAUAAACUUUUAUACUUCUACAAAUUCACUAGUAUCUCUAGUUACUUUGCUAUCUGAUGCAGGCAUGCUUUAAAAUGUUUAGAACUAUAUUUAGCCUCUAGCUGGCUGUAUGAAAAAAACCAUGCCCUCCACCCCCUUCCCUCCCUGAAUUUGUUUUUCUAUCUUUCAGAAAAUAGGUUGUUACUGCUUAAGAGCCUCUGAGAUCCAAAGUCAGCCAGCAUCUUUAUUCUGCAUCACUUCCUUUGUGUUUAUAUGGCGUUCUGUCUGUGUUGCUGUUUAGAGUAAAUAAACUGUUUAUAUAAAGGG